This is a messenger RNA of Protopterus annectens (West African lungfish), 6431 nucleotides long. RefSeq names its product zinc finger MIZ-type containing 1 (gene ZMIZ1). The transcript is spliced from 26 exons. Gene Ontology annotation, molecular function: SUMO ligase activity; zinc ion binding. Gene Ontology annotation, biological process: protein sumoylation; regulation of transcription by RNA polymerase II. The record is from RefSeq and is a predicted model, not a curated record. NCBI's taxonomy places the organism in Eukaryota, Metazoa, Chordata, Ceratodontiformes, Protopteridae. Bases 852 to 3848 code for a protein of 998 amino acids.
UCAACUUGCUGUGUGCUCUCUGCUUUGCUAGUUGAUUCACUUACUCUCUUACUAAACGCUGCGUUCCUUUUCUCUGUUGGGGAAAAUACCUGAUUUUUUUAUUAUUUUUAAUAAGUCGAUAUUGAAAAAGGAAGGAUUGUGUAUUUGUUUUCUGUCCCUGCCGUUGCUCGCUGCAGCCUGCUGGAAAUCGACUUGUGCAAACAAGGAAAUGUUUAACACCAGGGAAUUCAGACGUGUUCAGUGCAUGAGAGGAUCAGUGUGUGUCGUUGUCAUGUGACACGGCUUGGAGUUUUCCGCUGCUUUGUCAGUGAAACUGGUAGUAGGUGGUCUGGAGCCGCGCUGACCCUCAUUGUACAGUGGAUGAAGUGACCAACCAUCUGCAGUGUUUAAGAAUCUGAAAGUGUCUGAACAAUUACCGUAAUAUAUGCAGGCUGGUCGUCAGUCUGAUUAGAAAGGAGGAGGAUUCGACUGUGGGCUUCCAUAUGCCAAACACGUAUAUGUUCCGUCUGUCGUGGAACAGUUUUUAAAGACAAGUGGUAUCAUGGUUCUGCCAAAGUGAGUUGCCGUUCAAAGACUGCAGUGAGAAGACACCGCUGUUAUGUUAUAACGCUAUGUGCAAUGGAACUGUUCACCUGCGAGCUGGAGAAUUACAGGGAUAAACUGGAAUUUUACUGGUGGGGAGGUGAGUUGUGAAGUAUUGGCAAUCAUUCUGAAUGAAGAAGAAGGUGUGAACAUACAGGCUUUUCUGAUCAGCACUUGGGAGAUUUCAAGUGCAUUUCUUCUGGCUGCAUAAAGCAGAUCGGGAAAGUUUAAUGGCUUUCAGGUAGAAGGCAAGGAAAGGGACAAUCAAGAUGAAUUCUAUGGACCGACAUAUACAGCAGACGAAUGACAGGCUACAGUGUAUAAAACAGCACUUACAGAAUCCUGCAAACUUUCAAAAUGCAGCAACAGAGCUCCUGGACUGGUGUGGUGACCCUCGGGCUUUUCAGCGGCCUUUCGAGCAGAGUUUAAUGGGCUGUUUAACGGUUGUGAGCAGAGUAGCAGCACAGCAAGGAUUUGACCUCGAUCUUGGAUAUCGGCUUUUAGCUGUAUGUGCAGCCAACCGGGACAAAUUCACACCCAAGUCAGCAGCACUUUUGUCAUCGUGGUGUGAAGAAUUAGGGCGACUUCUUUUACUACGUCACCAGAAGAGUCGGCAGAACGAUCCCCCUGGAAAACUUCCAAUGCAGCCAUCUAUGAACAGCAUGACCUCCAUGAAACCAUCUCUUUCCCAUGGUGAUGGAUCAUUCAGUUAUGAUUCAGUUCCAUGGCAACAAAACAGUCAGCCACCAGGAUCUGUAUCAGUCGUCACAACUGUAUGGGGAGUGACCAACACUUCUCAGAGUCAGGUGCUGGGAAACCCUAUGGCAAAUGCUAACAAUCCAAUGAAUCCAACAGCCACUCAUAUGGCCUCUGGGAUGUCCACAAAUAACCCUGGCAUGAAUUCACCACAAUUUGCUGGCCAACAGCCACAAUUCACUACAAAGGGGGGCUCCAGUCAGCCAUACAUGCAGCAGAGUUUGUACGGACGGCCCACUUAUGCAGGAGCAGGAGGCUUUGGCGGCAGUUAUCCUGGUGGGCCAAACACUCCGGGAGGCAUGGGCAUGCCUUCACAUAAUAGGCCGACUGCGGACUUUACACAGCCUGCAGCAGCCGCUGCCGCAGCUGCUGUUGCGGCUGCCGCUGCCACAGCCACUGCCACAGCCACAGCCACUGUAGCUGCCCUGCAGGAGACACAAAAUAAGGAAAUUAAUCAAUAUGGACAGGUUUGUUCCUCUUUCCAGAUGGGUCCAUCUCAGGCCUAUAACAAUCAGUUCAUGAAUCAGCCCGGUCCUCGUGGUCCUCCCUCUCUACCAGGCAGCAUGAAUCCAGCAGCCGUGGGCGGUGGGAUGACAGCAUCUGGUAUGAGUGGGCCUGCAAUGGGGAUGAACCAGACGAGGCCCCCUGCAAUGAACCCUUUUGGCAGCCAUAGUCAGAGAAUGCCUCAGCAGGCAUAUUCAGGCCAGAGAGCACAGUCAGUGCCCAUGCAAGGAAUAAAGAGACCAUAUCCAGGAGAUGCAAAAUGUGGGACUAAUAUAGGCGAUCCUUUCAAUGAAUUCCAGCCAAGUUAUGGAAGCCAGCAGUAUGGACCAAACAGUCAGUUUCCCAGUCAACCUGGUCAGUACUCCACUCCAACUCCCCCUAGGCCAAUGACAUCUCCCAGUUAUCCUGGGCAAAGAAUGCCUGGUCAGCAGGCAUCAGGCCAGUAUCCUCCGUCAGUCAGUAUGGCACAGUAUUACAAGCCUCAACGCCCUGUGGCAAACUAUCCACAUUCUCCUGUUCCAGGAAAUCCCACUCCACCUAUGACCCCAGGAAGCAGUAUUCCUCCAUAUCUGUCACCUACUCAAGAUGUCAAACCACCUUUCCCACCUGAUAUAAAGCCAAAUAUCAAUACUUUGCCCCCACCUUCAGAUACUAAAGGGAAAGUUCACACUUUCUCUCCUUCUUCGAUCUCAGUCAACCCCAAUGAUGAGCUACGGCUGACUUUCCCAGUGCGAGAUGGUGUUGUAUUGGAACCGUUUCGAUUGGAGCACAACCUUGCUGUCAGUAACCACGUCUUCCAUUUACGACCGACAGUACACCAGACAUUGAUGUGGAGGUCAGACUUGGAACUGCAGUUUAAGUGCUAUCAUCAUGAAGACAGACAGAUGAAUACCAAUUGGCCAGCAUCUGUUCAGGUCAGCGUAAAUGCAACUCCACUAACGAUUGAGCGGGGAGACAACAAGACCUCUCACAAACCACUGCAUCUAAAACAUGUUUGUCAGCCAGGAAGAAACACAAUCCAGAUAACCGUCACAGCAUGUUGUUGUUCGCAUUUGUUUGUACUUCAGUUAGUGCAUCGGCCAUCGGUGAGGUCGGUUCUUCAAGGGUUGCUAAAGAAAAGGCUUCUCCCAGCUGAACACUGUAUUACAAAAAUUAAGAGAAACUUUAGCAGUGUGGCAGCUUCGUCGGGUAAUGCCACAUUAAAUGGAGAGGACGGAGUGGAGCAAACUGCAAUUAAAGUGUCUCUCAAAUGUCCUAUUACCUUCCGGCGCAUUCAGCUACCAGCUCGAGGUCAUGACUGCAAGCAUGUACAGUGCUUUGAUUUGGAGUCCUACCUGCAGCUAAACUGUGAGCGUGGAACAUGGCGGUGUCCUGUAUGCAAUAAAACAGCACUACUUGAAGGCUUAGAGGUUGACCAGUAUAUGUGGGGCAUUCUAAAUGCAAUACAGAACUCAGAGUUUGAAGAAGUCACUAUUGAUCCAACAUGUAGUUGGAGACCAGUCCCUAUAAAGUCUGAGAUGCACAUCAAGGAGGAGCCUGACAGCAUUUCUGCAAAGAGGUUUAAAACUAUGAGUCCCAGUCAAAUGAUAAUGCCAAAUGUCAUGGAGAUGAUCGCAGCACUAGGUCCUGGUCCAGCACCAUAUCCGUCCAUGCCACCUCCCCCAGGCAGCAACCCUUCUGGAGACUAUGGUUCUCAAGGUAACACUUAUCAGGGGCAUUCCAACUUUGACUUUCCACAUGGACCCCCUGGUGGUAGCUCCAUGUCUGACUUUAUGCAUGGUCCACAACUUUCUCAUCCACCAGAUCUGCCGAGUGGCAUUAUGACACCAGACAAGCCCCUUGGUCACCCAGUACCAGAGCCAGCUUUAUCCAGAUUUCUUCAGCUGAAAGGUCCACAGCUUCUUCCAGAACUUGCAAAUCCAGACGACUUGCUUAACUACUUAGAUCCCCCUGAGUUGCCACCCAAUUGCAAUGACGACCUUCUGUCCCUUUUCGAAAACAACUGAACCUCCUCACUUCUACUGCUCACCGUGUGUUUUUUUUAAGUGAGACACUGGUAUAGCCUGGAAUCCUGUACAUCCUUCCCACAAGUACUUGUGACUGAAUAAAAACGGUGCACUCCCUGCUUUCUUCCUCUCAGAAUGGUGUGUGUUUUUUUUUUUUUUUUUUUAAAUUAGACAUUUUCCAUUGGAAUUCACAUUAAUCCCAUUAAGUCCUCUGCACUGUAAUUAACUUGCAGUCUUUUAAUAUAACAGUUAUUGCAGCUGCUGAGUCCACAUUCAUUUUAAUUUUACAGCAAGAGUUUUAUGAUCUGUCGAGAGUGAACUGUUUUAGAAAUACACAAGUCAUGACAACUGCCCCAAGCUUGUUGCAGAAUCUUCCCAGCUGGUGGUCUUCCAUUCCUGAAACUCUGGCUCUUAUGAUCUGCUUCUGACUUGUGACACGAACAGGGAUUCUGUUGGCUAUACUGAAAAAUACGAGGGGAAACAAAGCACAAAUGUUUAUUGAAAUGUACAGACACAUAAGCAAAACUGGAAAACUCAUGAAAGGGAGGUAUUUCUAACUCAAGAAUUUAUUUUGUAACAGACAGCCUUGUUGAUGUCCAGGCUGCAGCCUUCAACAGUGCAUUAGGACAUUGUAUUUGAAAAAGGACAGCACAAUUUACUCCUUUUUUCAGAGCUGCAAAUUCUAUUCAUUGUUGCUUCAAAAGAGUUUCACUAUGCAGAACUGAGUGAGUUCUGACACUGUGGAAAAGGGGAGACAUACAAGAUAUUGGUAGAAACCUUCAACUGAAUGGUUUAACAAAAUAUGUUUUGUUACACAAUGUUAAACAUCAAAAAAGCAAGUUCUGGUAAGAGUGCUGGCGAAGACAGAGGAAUUCAGUGCAGGAGGGACAGGAAGAAACUUCACAUCCAACUUCUUCUGUUUUUAUUUUAUUUUUAUUAUUGUUAUUAUUAUUAUUUUUUGUAAUAAGCUGGAACAGGGCACUUCAAUGAACUACAAUAACAGCAGCCUUUUUUUCUUAAAGACUGUUACACAUGGGCCUUUUCUUUUUGUCUUUCAGGAUAUUUUUUAAUAAAAAAGAGAACUUAGUAAUAUAAUAUGACUGCCCUAAAUAGACCCUGGUGCCACAGUCACUGUCUUGCCCCUGUGACAUGUGCUUUUUAUGUGGUUGGUUCUCCUGCAUGACCCUCAUGUUGUUCCUGUAGUCAGUAUGUGCCGUUUUCCCUUUGGUAAAUUCUGUACAGUAGUUGUGUAAGACGUGCAUGCGUGCCAACUUUACCCCUUGUGCAAUGAUGCCUCAGCAUUUCGCAGUGUAUCCUUUUCUGUUUCCUCACAUGCAGCUUUGAACUCCUUUUAUUUUAUUUUUCUGUUGAAAGCCCUUUUAUGUUAAUCAUCAUUUUUGACAUCAGGAAACUCCAUAGGGCUUUUGUUUUUAAUUCAUGAGCAAAAAUCAAUUUUAUGAUUUUAGCAUUUUUCUUUCACGUUACUGUGCUGCGGGUGACGUGAAAUCGGCCAGCUGUUGAGGAUCUGCUUUUAUCACCAAAGUUAUUUGUAAAAAUAAAAAAGCUGUUUUCUGUUUCAUGUUUUCUUUAAGCAUUGUUUAGUUCCCUCUGCAGAUUCUCCAUGGGAGUUGGCAGCAGUUUGAUGUAAAUCAUGCAAAAUUGGUGGUUUGCAUUUUAGUUCUAGCAGCAAAACUGAAACUGUAAGCAUUAUGUAGAAUUUGUUAUCCGUUUUUGUUUUCUUUUUUUACUAUGUGCAGUUCAGUAAUGCAGAAAUACUUAUUUUAAAAAUGCUAUUGUAAAUAUUUAUGUGAAUAUUUUAGCAUCAUCUUUGAUAAUUUUUCUUGGUUGUCUAAAGUCUGUAUUCUAAUGUUUUUAAAUAUGUUAAAAGGUAUGCUCUGUCUGCCCCACCAGUAGGUUAUCCAGUAGAACAGUUUUAAAUUUUUUAUGAACAUGUCCAUGGAAUAUAAAAAAAGAGAUUAUUUUAUGUAGUUGACCACACCCUUGCCUAUAUUAAACUUUGUAGCACGUUUGCAAGUGCUAUUUACUGGAAUAGAGAGAGGUGGCAUAGAUUUUGGUCAUUUCUUUUCAGAAAUGAAAAUUUGGGAUUGUAGGAAUUUUUUUUAAAUCUGUUUCCUUUAUUACCGUAAUUGAAUGUACUACACUUAUAAUUUCUGAUGUACAUGAUAAGUGGUAUUGGUGAAUGUGCAGACAUGAAGAAGUCAACAAGGCUGAUUGACCUACGUGGUUUAGGACUCUUAGCAAUUCUGCAUUCUACUUGCUGUCCAAAAGUCUGAUUUGGUUAGCAGAGCGUAAACAUACUUUUAUGGGUUUCACCGUUUGUUUACAUGCAUUUUGAGUUAUGCUAAAGUCAGGCAGCUGGUUUACAUCUAAGCAUUUUGUUUUAUGUGGUUGUACACUAGAAAGCAGUUUGUAUUUCAUCCCUUCUUAUGACUUCAACUUUUCUUAAGGGUCAUUUGCAACUUUGCAGUUGACAAAGUCCCCAUUGCCACCAGACAUUUGGUGUGGGGCAGAAUCUUCAAGUUCCACAGUGAAUAAAACGCAUUUUGCAGUUUAGAAAUCAAA